Megalopta genalis is the source of this 710-nucleotide messenger RNA. RefSeq names its product NADH:ubiquinone oxidoreductase subunit ASHI (gene ND-ASHI). Gene Ontology annotation, cellular component: mitochondrion; respiratory chain complex I. NCBI's taxonomy places the organism in Eukaryota, Metazoa, Arthropoda, Insecta, Hymenoptera, Halictidae. The record is from RefSeq and is a predicted model, not a curated record.
UGUCACCUGAAUUGUGUAGUGGGUAUCGCGGUAGCGGUAGUGGGCAUAGCUUGGCAAAAUGGCUGCUUUAAUGAAAUAUAGAAAAUUAUCGGCUAAAAUACUCGAGGCGAAUAUACCGCUUAUUCAAGUCAGACAUUACGAUAAAAUAGAUAACCAGGAAGACCUUACAGUAAGAUAUGCAAGAUUACUUUGGACUCCUGACAUGAAGGAGUUCUUACCAGAACCGACUCCAAGAACACUAUUCGGUAGGAAAAGAGCAGCAGAGAAAUAUGGUUUGCAUGUAAUGGAAUACAAGCCUAGCGAAGGUAAAGGAGAUUAUCCAGAUUUACCAAUGAAAGGUGUCGAAGCACAAGAUCCAUAUUAUCCAUGGGACUUCCCUGCUCUAAGGAGGAAUUAUGGACAAUGUAUACAUUAUGAUUUUGACUUGAUGGGAGUUGAUCGGUUCGCAUAUGGUGUUCGCUCGCAUUACGAUUAUUACAAGUGUUCUGCGAUAUUUAUAAUCUUGUAUAUUUUCAUGGUGUUUGUUACUCCUGAGAUCUUUCCUAAUACUAAACCAAUUUUUGUUCGCCCACAGUUUCCAUAUGAUGGAAAAGUACAUUAUACCUUUGAACCUGCUCGUUAAAGCUGUAGUUAUAAUAAAGUAGUAAUAAUAAAGUAAAAAUUGGUAUAAUGAGGAAUAUAUAAUAAAUAUAAUAAAUAAGUAGCUUAAA